This is a messenger RNA of Peronospora matthiolae, 1218 nucleotides long. Lineage: Eukaryota; Oomycota; Peronosporomycetes; Peronosporales; Peronosporaceae. The record is from the annotation of a GenBank genome assembly.
AUGGACACCACUUCACAGCGAGGUGCCAGUACUUCUGUCGGCACUUCGCAGGAAGAGCGGGACCGCAAUGUGUUGCGUCUCGCUCCAGAAAAGAAGGCAUGGAUGCCUCCUAAAUCUGUCAUGGAUCACUUGUCGGCGACGACGAGUGAUCGUUAUCGAACACGAUUGUUCGAUUCGUCGAGGAUUCAUCACCUUGACCCCAGCGCGAAAGACUAUCGCGCUGAACAUGAGUUCUUCAUCGAUGCUUUCUUCAGACAUCGAUGGUACAGUGGGAAUCACAAACGUGAUGGUCCCUCACUACUUCAGGCGUGGAACGCCUACAUCCAUAACCUCGAGGAUGUAGGUCGUGACGCUUGGAACGACAAACUUAUCAAAGCUCGUGAUAAGUUUGAAAAGCGAACCCCGACAGGUGCACGCUAUAAGCUGCAUCGUCUGUCAAGGGAGAAAGGAUUACUCUACCUCUCAUGGGGAGACUCGUGCCCAUGUUGUGUGAACAACUCUGCACGAGCACCUAAGGAGGCUUACCUCCUUACCAGCCCGUGGUGGCGCGUACGUGUCUCUACUGAGAUGUACGAAGGGAUUGACAACCUGAAAUCCCUUUACGACCGUGCCGGGAAGACUUUCUCCGGCGGUCCUUCUGCGGCACAGGAUGUGUCGCGUCGUACUGCUCGACCAGACCCAGUACGUCAACCAUCAAUUGGGAGCGGGGCUCCCAAGAAUCCCAGGACGGGGGAUAGCCGCGCCACCGGACGAGAUAACUCGUCCGACGUCCGUUCACGUCGCGGUGGUUCAACAGCUGCUCUACUAGAUAGCGCUGGCCACCGCGAGAGUCCUCUAAUGGAGGUGGAGGAGGAGGAAAGACGCUCUCCACACGAUCAUGUGGAUCGGUGUGUUCCCGAGAGCUUCUUUGAUCGCGUAACGCAAGGGUUACGCGACGAUCUCGAGCAUGAGCGGAAUAGGCGUCUCCAGAUGGUGGACACUGCCUCGAAGCAUCGAGCUGAGUUUGCCUUUGCUCAGCUUGAGAACGAGAGAUCUCUGACAUCUCUUCGUGACGAGCUAAGGGUAGCUCGUGGGAUUGUUGAUCGGUCUCGGGCUGAGAUAACUGCUCUUCAGACCCUUGUUGAUGCCCACCAUCGGGAGCACAAGGCUCUCUGCGAGAUGCUUGAGCGCAAGGGCGUUCUUCAUCGGAAGAAGCAGCGUACUGAUGGUACGGCUUAA